Messenger RNA from Alosa alosa (allis shad), 1050 nucleotides. It is a transcript of the gene plpp7a, whose product is annotated as phospholipid phosphatase 7a (inactive). Gene Ontology annotation, cellular component: nuclear envelope. NCBI's taxonomy places the organism in Eukaryota, Metazoa, Chordata, Actinopteri, Clupeiformes, Clupeidae. The record is from RefSeq and is a predicted model, not a curated record. Bases 119 to 973 code for a protein of 284 amino acids. The transcript has 2 exons. Gene Ontology annotation, molecular function: sphingosine-1-phosphate phosphatase activity.
UCGCAGGAGUUACUACAGCAAUUUCUGACCAGAUAGACUCAUUUUGGUCUAUCUGCUGUUGUGCACACAGUACAUUUAUUUGGACGGUCAAAAACCUAUCACUGGUUAUUCAAUCAAGAUGCCAGUGACAGGUCGAUCCAGGAGGGAUCGGAACAAUGUUCUGAACCGACCCGAGUUCAUAUCACUGAACCAGCCGUUAAGGACUAAUAGCGCAGAAGUUCGAGGGUCCGGCCGCAGGGCACCUAAACAGCAAUGUCAACACCAGGCGUCCGAGAGCGCUCCACAAGAGUCCUCCGAGAAUAACAAAGAGCGACGGGAAUCUAUCAAACUACCCGACGAGGAUUGCAUGCAGCUUAACCCGUCUUUUAAAGGCAUCGCUAUGAACUCACUCCUCGCUAUCGACAUAUGUAUGUCCAAGAGAAUGGGGAUCUGCGCGCACAGCACGUCUUCGUUCGGCAGCAUGCGCUCCAUGGUGAAACUGUUGGCCCUGACAGGCCAUGGCAUCCCCUGGGUCAUUGGCACGAUCUGGUGCCUGACCAGGAGCAACACGUUGGCAGGGCAAGAGGUUCUCAUUAACUUGCUUCUGGCGCUCCUGCUGGACAUCAUGACGGUGGCGGGGAUGCAGAAGCUGGUCAAGCGCAAAGGCCCCUGGGAGAUGACGCCCAGCUUCCUGGACUACAUGGCCAUGGACGUGUACGCGUUCCCGGCGGCCCACGCCAGCCGUGCCGCCAUGGUGAGCAAGUUCCUGCUGGCGCACCUGGUGCUGGCCGUGCCGCUGCGGAUCCUGCUGGUGCUCUGGGCCGUGCUGGCGGGCACCUCUCGCGUGCUGCUCGGCGGACACCACCUCUCGGACGUGGGCUUCGGCUUCGCCCUGGGCUACCUGCACUACACCCUGGUGGAGAUGGUGUGGCUCUCGUCCGCCACCUGCCAGACCAUCAUCGCCCUCGGCUCCUUCAGCUGGAUGCCCAUCUAGCCCCUCGGCACCACCCAAGCCCCAUCCAGCACCACCCAAGCCCCAUCCAGCACCACCCGAACCCCAUCCAGCACCAC